This is a messenger RNA of Aspergillus terreus NIH2624, 465 nucleotides long. RefSeq names its product 60S ribosomal protein L28. NCBI's taxonomy places the organism in Eukaryota, Fungi, Ascomycota, Eurotiomycetes, Eurotiales, Aspergillaceae. Gene Ontology annotation, molecular function: structural constituent of ribosome. The coding region runs from base 1 to 465 and encodes 154 amino acids. The transcript is spliced from 5 exons. Gene Ontology annotation, biological process: translation. Gene Ontology annotation, cellular component: cytosolic large ribosomal subunit; ribosome. The record is from RefSeq and is a predicted model, not a curated record.
AUGGCCACGAACGUUUCCAGCGACCUGAUCUGGCAGAUCACCCGCACCCAGAAUGCUUAUCUGGUCAAGCGUAACAGCGGUGGUGGCUCCCAGUUCUCCCGCGACCCUCUGAACCUGCAGAACAAGCACUCGUUCAAGUACGCUGGAUACGCCAACACCAAGGCCGUCGGUGUGCAGGCCACUGAGAACGGUGGUGUUGCCGUCCUCUCCAAGAAGCCCGGCAACCCCCAGCAGCCCGCCAAGAACCUGGUCACCGUGACCUACGGUCCUAGCACCGGCACCCGCAAGAUCUACAAGGGUGUCGCCGACAAGACCGCUAAGAACGGCUACCGCGCUGAUCUCCGGGAGGAUGCUGUUGCUCGCGUGAGCGCCGUCCGCCGCUCCCAGAAGGUCAAGAAGGCCACCCCCGCCCGGAAGCCCCGUGGUGCCCAGGCCCGCAAGGCCGCGGAGAAGGACUCGGAGUAA